Molecule: messenger RNA, 360 nt
Organism: Symbiodinium necroappetens
Lineage: Eukaryota; Dinophyceae; Suessiales; Symbiodiniaceae
Source: the annotation of a GenBank genome assembly
AUGAUGCAGCUGGGAGUCCUGGCAGCACCAACAGAGUCGGGGUGGUUUCGAUUGGAGCCAGUCACUGGUCCUGAUGUCCAUGCGCAGCUGCGACUUUUGUUGCACUUGCGCCGCGAUGCUGCAGGAGACAAGGCAAUACCCCCGCAAUGCUUUCAACAGCUUUGCCAAGAACUGCUCCCAAAGCCCUCCGAGGACCUGCAAUCCGGGAAGAACCAUCUUCCCACGCCUCUCGAUGGGCCUGCUCUGGACGGCUUUCCCGCCGGGGGUCCAGCAGGCCAAUGCCAUCGUCCAGCUUGUGAUUACGAAGAUCAAGCAUUUGAUGUAAUGGUUUGCGGUCCAUCCUCUUGUGCUGUAAGGUGA